Molecule: messenger RNA, 2749 nt
Organism: Fukomys damarensis (Damara mole-rat)
Lineage: Eukaryota; Metazoa; Chordata; Mammalia; Rodentia; Bathyergidae
Gene: Cables1
Product: Cdk5 and Abl enzyme substrate 1
Exons: 10
Coding region: 1-1341 (446 amino acids)
Biological process (GO): regulation of cell cycle; nervous system development
Cellular component (GO): cytosol
Source: RefSeq, a predicted model, not a curated record
AUGCGGAAGGGCCGGGAGAAGGAGAGCUGCUUGGUUCAGCUGCCGAACAGCACAGAAAGGAUGGGGCGGGGCACGGACUCCGACGGAGACUACACCACACCCACCCAGAAGUGUGCUCCACCAGCCGAUCCCUGGGGCAUAUUCAAAGCCAGUUCAGCCGUUAGGAGGCUCGUCCACGCUCCAGCGUGCGUCCCGAUCUCCCGCUCGAUACCUGUGCUGCUUCUGCUCUGGGCUGUUGGUGCUGCCACUGUGGGGAGUGUGCAUCACGCUAAGGCUUUGGCGCCUUCCAUCUUCUGGAAGCAAAACUCCCAGAUCAAGGCGAGUUUCAGAGGGAAAGGGAAGGCUGUCCCGAGUACAGCGAUUUCCUUUAUGGUGCCCAACGUUCGCAUUUCCAGGAAGCGUCGCCUCAUCUCCCAGAGAUCGUCCUUGGAGACCCUGGAAGAUAUUGAGGAGAACGCCCCACUCCGAAGAUGUCGAACUCUCUCAGGUUCGCCCAGACCAAAGAAUUUUAAGAAGAUUCAUUUUAUCAAGAACAUGCGGCAGCAUGACACCAGGAACGGCAGAAUAGUCCUUAUCAGCGGCAGAAGAUCCUUGUGCAGUAUAUUUUCCGUGCUGCCGUACCGCGACAGUGCCCAGGCUGGGGACUUGAAGGUGGACGGAGGGAGACAGUCAGCAGGCACCAUGAGCUUGAAGGAGAUCAUUGGUCUGGAGGGCGUGGAGCUGGGAGCUGACGGGAAGACGGUUUCUUACACCCAGUUUCUAUUACCCACAAAUGCCUUCGGAGCCCGGAGAAAUACCAUAGACUCCACCUCCUCCUUCUCCCAGUUCCACAACCUGAGCCACCGCAGCCUCUCCAUCGGCCGGGCCAGCAGCACCCAGGGCAGCCUGGACACAGGUAGUGACCUGGGGGAGUCUGUGGACUAUGACCCCAACCUCCUGGACGACCCUCAGUGGCCUUGUGGCAAGCACAAGCGAGUUCUGAUCUUUCCUUCGUACAUGACCACAGUCAUCGACUAUGUGAAGCCAUCGGAUCUCAAGAAGGACAUGAAUGAGACUUUCAAGGAGAAGUUUCCUCACAUUAAGUUAACACUCAGCAAAAUAAGGAGCCUGAAACGAGAGAUGCGGAAGCUGGCCCAGGAGGACUGUGGCUUCGAGGAGCCCACAGUGGCCAUGGCCUUUGUCUACUUUGAGAAGCUCGCCCUCAAGGGGAAGCUGAACAAGCAGAACCGGAAGCUGUGUGCUGGAGCAUGUAUGCUGUUAGCGGCCAAGAUCGGAAGUGACCUCAAGAAGCACGAAGUCAAGCAUUUAAUUGAUGUGAGUGGCCUGUGUCCUGACGGCUAGACACACAUGGUCCUGGGUCUUGGCAAGACAGUGGGAAAUGGAGAUAAAGAGGCUGGGAAGUCGUCCUCCCUACGCAGAAUGUCAGGUGCCCCAUCUUAGCCACCUUAGAGCAGAGGGGUGAGCCAUGUGAACCACAAGGCCCCAAGAUGUCACAGCAUCGGGGUACAGAAAACAAGACAUGGUCAGUGCGGUGUCCCACGUAUCUCACUGCCUGGCUGUCCCUAAAGGCAGAAAGGAGGCUAAUGUGGGUACCUGCCGUACCAAAACGAGUAUUUUUUUUUUGUACUGGGAUUGAACUCGGGACCUUGCGCUUGCAAGGCAGCCAGCAGAACCACUGAGCUAAGUCUCUGGCCCAUAAAACAAUGAGUGCUCUUUAGGGUUAGUGCUUUUCGGAUUGAGAUGCUGUAACACAUCGUCCAGCUUUACACAGUGGUACACGAAUGUGAGAGGAGGUGGUGGUUGGGUGCAGCCGGAGCUGCAGCUCACUGGACUUGUACAGUUGGUCCCCAUUUGUCGCUUUUGCUUUCCUCUGGCCUCAGUGAUCCGCAGUCAAGCACAGCCCAAAAAUGUUGCGUGGAAAAUUCCAGAAACAAGCAAUUCAUAAGUUUUCAACCGUGUGCCAUUCUGAGUAGCGUGAUGGAAGCUGGUGCUGUCCCACCCGGGACACGAGUCCCCUCUGUCCGGUGUGCCCGCUGCACACACUCCUGACUGCAGGCACGUAGCCAUCUUGCUUCUCAGAUUGGCUCACAUCACCUUUUGUCAUUCCCUCUGUCCACCCCACCACGCAGGCACUGUGUCAUCUGUGUCAUCACAAGAAGGGCGGGACAGACAGACAGACAUUAUGGGACAGACGGUACCCACACACCUGCACUAGAGUACAUGUUACGGCUCUGUUGUGUUACUACUCAUUGUGGUUAAUCUCUUACUGCAUCAAGUUUAUAAAUUCAACUUUAUCAUCUAGGAAGAAACAGUAUAUCUGCAGCAUUUGGUACAGUCUGUGGUUCUGAGCAUCUGCUGGGGCCUUGGAACAUAUGUCCCACGCAUCUUUAGAAACAACAAAUGCUAAUAAAACUUGAAAGUGACAUUAUAGACAUUUAACUGUAGUUAAUUAAUUGACCACACGGCAAAUACUGUUAAUGCAAAACGUAGCAAGCCAAGACCCAGCCCAGGUACUAAGGGCAAUCAGCAACCUCUGUGUUUGUUGGAUUUCUCUCUUUAUAAAACCAAAAGCUGGGCGCAAGCAAUAGCAGGAGAGAUUGAAGUACAAAUGCUCAUCUGGCCCAUUCAGCCCUUCCAAGUGGUGGUCAUGGGCAGUCUGCCAUAGCUGCGGUCUAAGCCUGAAUAACUUAGCCAUCGGGGCAGGUAAGCCGCAUGUCCAGGCUGCAGUUCACCCCACAUUUGACCUUGG